GGGAGCAUUCAUUUUAGAUUUUACUAAGAACUCUGCUAACAUUUUUCAACAUUCCCUUCUGUUCUUUCUUUGUUUUCAAAGAAAGCUCUGAUUUUGUUUCAUUUUCAGCUGGAGACUUAAAUGACAGCAAGCAAAGCCUACUUAGUUUAGAUUUCAAGAAAUUGACUGGUGAAAAAUUAAACAUGAAGUUUAUAGUUUUGUUUUGUUUUGUUCUGCUUAUCAUUAUUCAAACUGACUUUGGACAAAAUGAAGAAAUUCCUAGGAAGCAAAGAAGAAAGAUGUAUCGAAGAAGAUUGAGGAAAAGUUCCUCACCCAACCACAGGUCAAAUAGACAGCUUGGAAUUCAGCAAAUGACGACAGUUACACCAACAGCAAGAUUUCCCAUUGUUAACUUUGAUUACAGCAGAGAAGAGAAGUUUGAAUCCUUUUUAAGUUUUCUUGGAGUAGAAUCAAGCUAUAAUGUGUUACCAGGAAAGAAAGGACACUGCUUGGUGAAGGGCAUGAUCAUGUACAACAAGGCUGUAUGGUCACCUGAGCCCUGCACUACCUGCCUCUGCUCAGAUGGAAGAGUGAUUUGUGAUGAAACCAUGUGUCACCCCCAGAUGUGCCCCCAAACAGUUAUACCUGAAGGAGAAUGCUGCCCAGUCUGCUCUGAUACUGUCUCCUAUCCUCUACUCAGUGGUAUGGCAUUAAAUGAUAGAACUGAAUUUUCUGGUGAUUCUUCAGAGCAAAGAGAACCUAUCAAAUUACUUCAAAAGCAACUGCCACCUCCUCAGGUGGAAAUGGACCAAAUAUUACAAAAGGAAGCACUUCAAUCUGAGGAGGAUGAAGAAGAAAUUAAAGAAGAGACAGAACAAAAGAAAGAGACCCCUGGACCUAGAGAUUGGGGGAAACUUCACAAUGAAUGGGAGAGCAGAGGAGGAGAGAGAGAGCAGAGGCCUGGAGAGGAAGAGAGGUCAGCACAACAACCGCAACAUCAAGGAAGGGAAGAGGAGGAGGAAGAAGGGGAGGAAAGAGAGGAGGAGGAGGAGGAGGACCCUGUGAGAGGAGAUGUGUUCCGAAUGCCCUCUCGAUUACCAGUUCCUGCUCCCCCGAGAGGCAGGCCACGCCUGCCAAAUGGGUGCUCUCUGUCCUACAGGACCAUCAGCUGCAUUGAUGUCUUCCUCACCCAGAUACCACCCCUGACCGCACCAGAGAUAACAAGCCUGGAGCUCGUUGGCAACUCCAUCAUAUCCAUCCCGGAUGAAGCAUUUAAUGGACUACCGAAUUUGGAAAGGCUUGAUCUGAGCAAAAAUAAUAUCACCUCUCCAGGCAUAGGUCCAAAAGCAUUCAAGCUUCUGAAGAAGUUAAUGCGUCUGAAUAUGGAUGAAAAUAAUUUGGUACAGAUUCCUUCAGAAUUACCAUCUACAUUAGAAGAACUUAAAAUCAAUGAGAACAAUCUUCUGGGUAUCGAUGAAGAAAGCUUAUCAGGCUUAAAUCACUUGGUCACCUUAGAGCUGGAAGGAAACAAUCUCAGUGAAGCCAACAUCAAUCCUUCAGCUUUCAAACCUUUAAAGAGCCUAUCCUACCUGCGUCUGGGAAAAAAUAAAUUUAGAAUUAUACCACAGGGUCUUCCUGCUUCUGUUGAGGAAUUAUACCUAGAAAAUAACCAAAUUGAAGAAAUAACUGAAAUUUGUUUCAAUCAUACCAGAAAGAUCAAUGUCAUUGUACUACGUUAUAAUAAAAUAGAAGAAAAUAGGAUUGCUCCUUUAGCCUGGAUAAAUCAAGAAAAUCUAGAAUCCAUUGAUCUGUCCUACAACAAGCUCUAUCAUGUCCCCUCCUACCUACCCAAGUCCUUGUUGCACCUUGUGCUCAUGGGGAACCAGAUUGAACGGAUACCUGGCUAUGUGUUUGGCCAUAUGGAGCCAGGCCUGGAAUACUUGUACCUGUCAUUUAACAAACUCACUGAUGACGGCAUGGACCAUGUCUCAUUCUAUGGGGCCUAUCAUUCUCUGAGAGAAUUAUUUCUGGAUCACAAUGACUUAAAAUCUAUACCACCUGGGAUACAAGAAAUGAAAGCACUACAUUUUCUGAGGCUGAAUAACAACAAGAUAAGGAAUAUUCUUCCAGAACAAAUUUGCAAUGCUGAAGAGGAUGGUGACUCAACUCUGGAACAUCUUCAUCUUGAAAACAAUUACAUUAAAACUAGAGAAAUAUCAUCCUAUGCAUUUUCAUGCAUAAGAUCAUAUUCAAGUGUGGUUCUUAAACCCCAAAGCAUCAAAUAAUACCAAGUUUUUCUUUGCCAUUUAUAAGGUUUACUCAUAUAUUCAUAGCAGUAGCAUUUGUCAUUAAUAAAAGAGACAUAAUCCUCACAUCAUAAUCCGUAUCAUUAUGCUUGUCAACCUGAUUCACCAAUCCACUGAUAAAAAACUAAAAACAUACCUAUAAGGUAUAGUCUUCUAGGAAUUUUAGUAAAGGAAAAAAACACCAGACUAGAAAGAAGCUAUCUCACUAGAAUAGGAUAUUAUGCAUGCUGAGCUAGACCAAAAUACCUAGAACAAAAUAAAUACACCCUUUACAAUCGACCUGCAUACUGCUAAUUGCUGACUCCUUAAGUCUAUUUAAAAAUUAUUGAUGUUAUGAUUCAAGACCAAGAAGCAUACUGGCAACAACAACCAAAAACCAGGUAGAAAUGUUCUUCAUUACUCUAUUAAAACAGUAAUUUAUUAGUUUUCUGUAAGAUCCUGUGUUAUAAUUACUGGUAUAAAUAUACUUAAGUAUUGGGUUAGCUUUUGUUCCCUCUAUUAAUUACAUGUGUAAAAUUAAAACACUAUUAUAAUUUUAAUUUUCUGAUUUUGAUAAUUAUAUUAUGGUUAUGAACAUUGUUAACAUUAACAGAAGCAGGCAAAAGGGUAUAUUAUAUACCAUUUUCGGUAAAUCUAAAAUUAUUUUUUUAAGUUAAAAAUAGUAUUUUAAGAUCAUCUUCACUAUUCUUUACUCAAAAUCAAGAUUUUAUAGAAAGCAGUACUGUUUGCUUAAAAUACAAAUUAAUUACUCUUGACUCUAACCUUGUAAAUGUAAACCUAAUGCAUGAAUUUUUGAAAAUUUUUGCUCCAUUGGUAACAGUUAGCACCUAUCUCCUUUGCCCUAAUUUGCUGAAAUGUAUCCUUUCAUUUAGUUCAAUUGAACAUAAAGCUAUUAGUGUUUACUAUGUACCAGGCCCUACUAAAACAAUAUAUUAAAAUUUUCAUAACAUAA
Molecule: messenger RNA, 3237 nt
Organism: Galeopterus variegatus (Sunda flying lemur)
Lineage: Eukaryota; Metazoa; Chordata; Mammalia; Dermoptera; Cynocephalidae
Gene: ECM2
Product: extracellular matrix protein 2, female organ and adipocyte specific
Exons: 10
Coding region: 183-2264 (693 amino acids)
Biological process (GO): positive regulation of cell-substrate adhesion; extracellular matrix organization
Cellular component (GO): extracellular matrix
Molecular function (GO): collagen V binding; heparin binding; protein binding
Source: RefSeq, a predicted model, not a curated record